This is a messenger RNA of Cavia porcellus (domestic guinea pig), 2553 nucleotides long. RefSeq names its product maestro heat-like repeat-containing protein family member 7. The record is from RefSeq and is a predicted model, not a curated record. NCBI's taxonomy places the organism in Eukaryota, Metazoa, Chordata, Mammalia, Rodentia, Caviidae. The transcript is spliced from 20 exons. Bases 2 to 2521 code for a protein of 839 amino acids. Gene Ontology annotation, cellular component: cytoplasm.
AAUGGAGAAGCAGAAUUUCCUCAGGGCUGUGGAAAUCCUGAGUGAUGCUGUGCGUACCAACGGGAAUGGCAAUAUGAACGAUUAUUAUCCCAAAGCUACCCUGGCCAAGAAAAUUGAGAUGUUAAUCCUGGAAGAAUCCACUGAGACUCUGGAGAGCAGCGUGCGCCAGCAGGCCAUGCUGUGUGUCGUGGCUUUAAGCCAGCUGAAUCCACCAUUCUACUUACCUGAGAUGUUGGACCUGGUCAGCGUAGGCAUCUCCAGUACAUUCUCUCUGCCAUUCAUCAUGCCCAGUCCUGACCGAAGGGACAGCGCUAGUCUCUACCUUCAGACGAUCCAGGCUUUAGACGACAUGUUACAAGCUCUUGUGAUGGAUGAUAUGGAUCCUGACAUGCUCAUACUGGAAAAGUUCCUGGAAAUCAUCUUGCCUUGGUUGACACAAUCAGACAAAGUGCACGAGCAGGUCCGGGCCUUGGGCACCAUUUCCCGGUUGCUGAGGUUCAUUUGCAAUUUCCUUACACUGUUGCACAUGGAGGUAUUCUCCAUGAAUGGGAAGCUGAUGGGCAUCUUGAGCCUCUACUGCAUGAGCUCGAACCACGAGAUCAGACUGGGGGCAUCAGAGGCUUUGAAUUACUGGUCCAAAAUCCUUGUGCUUCAGAGAAGUGUGAGACAGAAGACAGUGUUCAUCCUGAGGAACCUGCAGAAGCACUUCCGUGGGGAAUGGUUUGCCAGCCUGCAGAACAUCACACUGAUCUUCAGGAAAUACCUGACCCCCAUGGAGAGGGCCGAUAUGAUCCUGGUGACCAUGGAGGGCAUGACCAGCAGCAAUCGGAAUGACGUCUACGCAGCCUCCAAAGUGUUAGAAACGAUCCUGAAGUACCCUAUUCCAGAAAUUGGGAAGGUGCCAGAAAUCAUUCAAUACAUUUACUUCCAUGUGAACAAUGUCACUGAGGCCACUGCCCAGAGCAUCAUAAGCAAGAUCCUUCAUCUCUUGUCCCAGACCUACACUGAUGAAGUGAUCCUGACACUGUUUAAGAUAGAAGACCAGUCACAAACAGAGGUGUGCAAACCCUGGGAGAUCCUGGCAUCCUUUCCGGAAGACUGUGAAGUCAUCAUGAAGCACCUGCUGCAGAGACUGGUCCCACUGCAGGCACCGCAGGACCAGGAGCGCAGCCAGAGAACAGAGAUCUCCCCGCUGAUUGCUACCAGGGCCAUCCAUGAGCUUCUGCUGAAGUCAAAUCAGCAGAUGGAGGUGCAGACCUUCUUCUCCCCUCUGUUUAUCACGCUGCUUUUCCAGACCUCCUUUCUCAUGGUGGAAGGGAAUACUGAAAUGAUCCAGGAUCACCGGCACAUAACAGAAUGGGUGGACCCUGUCAGUUCUACUGUGGGGGCCCUGAAGACCUUGAUGCACAGAUCUGGGUAUGGGGACUCAGAGUCUGAAAUCGAGAAGCUUGGGGGCUGGGAGCUUCUUAUUAAUCCUGAAAAACAUUAUGAUGGAGUCACUCUGCUGGCCAGGUCCUUGGUUACAAAGAACUGCUGGCACAACCGCCCCAUGUUUGGUCUCCUCAUAAAGAUGCUCCAGGACCCCAACUGUGCCAAUCACCUCACAGCCCUGGUGUUCUUGAUGGAGCUGCUCCAGUGCCCAGAUGUGGCAGCCUUAGUGAACGACUUCAUCACCAGCAUUCUGGCCAACUGGUUCAACUGUACGGAGCCAGCCACAGUGAAACUUCUGCUACAGAUGACACGGGUCUUCACAAAGCACAAGAACCUGGAGAAGAGACUCCAAAUCCUGCAGCCUCAAAUACUGAACUGCUGCUACUCUUCCAAUGGCGACAUUGUGAUGGAGACUUUCUUGGUACUGAAGCACCUUCUGGAGAAUCUCACCUGGAAGAACUCCUCUUCCUUCCUUAUUCAUCUUGCCUUCAAGCUAGAGCCCUUCUUUGAGGAGGAGUCCGAGCACCUGCGCUUGCUGGCCUUCCAGAUCUACAGCCAUCUCCUGGUCAAGGUCAAGAGGAGUGUGCUUGUCUUCCCCUUAAAGCACCAGAUCUUCAACAUGAUAGUCUGCCUGGUGCUUCACCUGCAGGAUGUGAAUUCAGAUGUGGCUCAGACCUGCCGGAUCACACUCUGCAACACAGCUUCCCUACUGCGCUGGUCAAAGCUGAGCAAAGUCUUUGCCAAGGAAGAUGUAUUUAUCAUCGUGAGGGUCCUGCUGCAGCAAGAGACAAACAAAGCACUCUGGUUCCUGAAGCAGUGCGUAGCUUUGUUCAAGAGCACCCAGGUCCCCAUUCGCCAGGCAGCGGUGUGGUUUGCAGGCCAGAUCCUCCAAAUUCUGGACUUGGAAGAGAUGAAUGGAGUUGAGGAGGCUUGUGCAGCCCUGAGACACAUGGAGACCGACCCUGAUCCCAUGGUCAGGUGCCUUGCUGUGCAGACUAUCUACGUCCUGCAAGCCAAGGAGCAGCUGUUGCUGGCUGACCGCUCCACUUCCUGCUUCUGCUGGAGGAGGUCCAAAAGGGGCUACUUUUGAGCCUGCACCCUUGGAUUGACACUGAAGGCCUG